Arachis ipaensis is the source of this 3997-nucleotide messenger RNA. The record is from RefSeq and is a predicted model, not a curated record. Lineage: Eukaryota; Viridiplantae; Streptophyta; Magnoliopsida; Fabales; Fabaceae.
AUGACUUUCCUACGCCAUCCUUCAGCCUUAGCUUUUUAUGAAUCUAGUCAAGAAGAUACACUAACUCAGGAGGGUCCACUAGCAGCUGAGAAGGGAAAAACUCAAGAGAUCCCGAUAUUGAUUGAAGAAUUAGAAGAGCUGGUGGAGCAGGUUGUAAAUACUGGGGUUGCGGUAGCGUUAAAUUUUGCUGAGGAUAAAAGUCCUCCACUCCAAAAGUUGCAGCCCACUGAGCGCUUUGUUGACAAGUUUGAAACUCCUACGAGAUUGAAUUAUCUUUCAUGCUUGAAUGCUUCUGUGUUCAAGAGUGCUGGUGAUAUUCCCUCUUACUACAAUAUUGAUGAUAAAGUGGAUAGUUCUGGAAUGGAGAUGAGCUGCCAAGAAAAUGUUGGUGGUAGUGAUAUUCCUGCAUGUUCUACAGCAGGGAAUAUUUCACAUCAAGACCAGCGUUUCAGUAGCUAUGUGCAGCAGCCUGCUUUUGUGAGUGGAUGGAUGUAUGUGAAUGAACAAGGGCAAAUGUGUGGUCCAUAUAUUCAGGAGCAACUAUAUGAGGGUUUAACUACUGGUUUCUUGCCAUUUGAGCUUCCUGUCUAUCCUAUGAUUAAUGGCACAAUAAUGAACCCUGUGCCACUGAAUUACUUCAAGCAGUUUCCUGACCAUGUCUCUACUGGGUUUGCAUAUCUGAAUUUGGGUUUCUCUGGCUCAAGGGUUCAUACAAAUGGUCCCUUGUCAUCUAUGGAUAUGGCAAUAUAUGGGCAGAAUCAAUCUUUUGACAAUGCUGCUCCUUUGGCUGUUAACUCUGGCUCGCAGUCAGUUCCGCAUUCACAUGGCAAUUACUGCAGUAAUGAACCUAACCACCAAUUUUCAAAGUCAGAGUUGUUCAACAGUAUGAUAUCUUCUCAGAUGUUAGGUGAAGAACGUUGUUGGCUUUAUGAGGAUGAAAAGGGCAUGAAACACGGUCCACAUUCUAUUUCAGAAUUGAUUUCCUGGCACCAUCAUGGAUAUCUUCAAGACUCGUCAAUGAUAUCUCAUUUUGGCAAUAAGUAUGGUUCCUUUCUGCUAGUUGCUGCUGUAAAUGCUCUGAAAGGGGAUACAUCUGGAACCAUUUGUAGAUCAGGUUCCAAAAACAAUGAGCUUGGUGGUACGGUAAACUUAAUCUGUGAAAUAUCUGAGGACAUUUCUUCCCAAUUGCACUUGGGUGUCAUGAAAGCUGCCCGCAGAGUUGUGCUCGAUGGGGUUAUAAGUGAUAUUAUUGCAGAAUUUUUUACUGAAAAGAAACACAAGAGGCAGAAGCUUGAUUCAACUAACCUGGCUUCUGAGACCUCUGUGGUUGACAGCAAAAGGUCAAAUGUUGCUGUGGAGAUUAGUAAAGAUACUGCUGUUCCGAGUGAGCAUGCAUCUUCCCAUAUUGCAGAUGAUCAGACUUGUCUUGAAAUUUCUAGACCAUCUUCAACAAGUAUUAAAUCGGUUGGAAGUGUUGAGAACUUUUGGUGGUCUUAUGCUGUUGUACGUAAAGUACUUGUUGAUUAUUGCAUGCAAGUCACGUGGAAUGCUGUAUUUUUUGACCCUCUAGCAGAGUACUUAUGUUCCUGGAGGAAAAAGAAACUUUGGUCUCAUCCUAAUCUUCAAAUAUUUGUUAAUGGUUAUGGAGAAUAUGAUGGAAAAACUAAAUCUGAAGCCGUGAGUAUCUGUAAUCAGUUUGGAGUGCUGACAACAGGAACAGAUUCUCAUUCUAAGUUACCUUCUUUAUCUUCUAAUGUACCCAAAGAUGGAAAUUUAAUGGAAGGUCAAAGAGUUUCAUGCACUUAUAGUAACUCCAAAAAUUUGACAUGCAUUAUUGAAAGUGUGGAGAAUGAGCUUCACUUCUCUUCAAAGGUGUCUUUAGCUGAAUACUUUCGAAGUUUUGUUGAAAAGGAAGUGAACAAAAUAAUUCAUUCCCCUCAUGAAGACAAAUUGAGUAAGGUUGCUGUUAGUGUCUCUGGUUUCUCAGAACUACACACUGGUGAAACUCCUAUGAAGGAAAUUCUAAAUGACAAGUUAGUAGCUACUGUUAAGGCUGAAGAUUCAGUUUGUGAGCCUUCAUUAGCAAAUCAUAUGUCUAAUGUAUUCUCGAAUGCAUUUGAGGAGUUGUAUGGAGGUGUAGAAGUAGUUGAUGAAGGGGAAAUUGGUGAACUUCCACCUGGAUUUGAAGAGAACUUGCACACAAUUUUCCCACCACCGAAUUUGAAGAUUCGACCUUCAAGGGUAGCUGAAUGUAAUCCUAAGAUUACAGAAUAUGUUGCAACUGCACUGUGCCGACAAAAGUUGCAUAAUGAAGUCCUAGAAGAGUGGAAAUCCGCUUUUUUUUAUCCUACAUUGAAUCAAGCUUUUAUGUCUAAUAAGAAACGCAGUCAUUCUGGUAUUCAUGAGAAAGGAAAAGCAAAGAAAGCAAGGAAGGAACCUUUAAAUGAUGCUACUUCUGGACUGGGAAAGAUGAAAGAAGGAGCAAAAGGUUCUUCUGGAGUUCCUCUAGUUAAUGGAAAGUAUACAUACCACCGCAAGAAACUGUCACACAAAGAGUUGUGUUCCUCUCAAUCUGCUUCAGUGGAUGAUUCUAGGCCAGGAAAGCAGAAUGUGUGUAAGUUAAGGAAUUAUGUUUUGGGAGAUCUGAAUGAAACUGCAAAAGUCAAAAUAGCUGCUAAGCAUGGAAAGGCUAGUGUGGUUAAAGGGAAGAAAGAUAAAUCUAAUAAGAGCAGGUCAUCUAUCAUUGUCAAUGGUAGCACAGAUGGUGAUCGAUUGUCCUUGAAGAAUAAAACUAGUUCGAAAGCAUUGAAACUUUCACGUACCGAUGGUGUUGUGGAUGCCGUAAAAUCUAAUGAAAGGAGGCUUUCUGCGUCAACAAAUAAUAGUGUUGGAAUGAAGAAGGUGGUUAAAAGCAAUACUGAGGAUGUCCUAAAAUCAAAUGAAAAGAAGCUUUCAGCAUCAACAAAUAAUAGUGUUUCCAUGAAGAAGGUGGCUAAAAGCAAUUGCAGUGAUGGCACCAUUAAGGGGAAGACUGCUGGUCAUUGCUCCAAACAGAGACCAAGUGCAAAUAAAAUGUCGAAACAAAAAAGGAAACAUUCAACAGAUGGUAUGCCAUCCUUACAUCCUGCCAAGUCUUUGAAAAUUUCAAACGAUGGUGCAAAGCAUGGAGCAAGCAAACAUGCUACUGUUGCAAGGAGGAAUUCUGCCAAAUCCAAGCCAUUGAAUGUAUCUCCUAGAUCUGAUGGAUGUGCUAGGACUUCCAUUGAUGGGUGGGAAUGGCAUAGAUGGUCUCAAAGUGCUACUCCUGCAUAUAGAGCACGUGUCAGGGGAAUUGCCUGUAUACAAAACAAGUGCAUAGAUUCAGAUAAUAAUUUAUUGCAGCUAUCAAAUAAUAAGGGUCUUUCUGCAAGAACAAAUAGGAUGAAAUUGCGCAACCUUCUUGCUGCUGCUGAGGGUGCAGAUCUUCUGAAAGUGCCUCAAUUGAAGGCAAGGAAAAAACGAUUACGUUUUCAAAGGAGCAAGAUACAUGACUGGGGUCUUGUUGCAAUGGAGCCAAUAGAGGCAGAGGACUUCGUGAUUGAAUAUGUUGGAGAACUAAUUCGUCCUCGGAUAUCUGAUAUCCGUGAACGUCAGUAUGAGAAGAUGGGAAUUGGAAGCAGUUACCUUUUUAGACUUGAUGAUGGUUAUGUGGUUGAUGCUACAAAGAGAGGUGGGAUUGCAAGAUUUAUUAACCAUUCUUGUGAGCCCAAUUGCUAUACAAAGGUCAUCUCUUUCGAGGGUCAAAAGAAGAUUUUCAUAUAUUCAAAACGGCAUAUUGCUGCUGGUGAAGAGAUUACUUAUAAUUAUAAGUUCCCGUUGGAGGAUAAAAAGAUUCCCUGCAACUGUGGUUCCAGAAAGUGUCGUGGAUCACUUAAUUAGUCAGGGAUUGAGUCUUUAAUUCUGGAUCAUGCUCCCAUUGGAUAUCAUUAUGAAGAUUUGAAGACCUUGAUUGUUUAAA